Messenger RNA from Haliotis rubra (blacklip abalone), 1457 nucleotides. RefSeq lists its product as uncharacterized. The transcript is spliced from 4 exons. Bases 306 to 965 code for a protein of 219 amino acids. Lineage: Eukaryota; Metazoa; Mollusca; Gastropoda; Lepetellida; Haliotidae. The record is from RefSeq and is a predicted model, not a curated record.
AUAGUGGCCGCCGCGUCCAGCUCACAUACAUCCGACUGCCGAACUAUCGGGGCGAUCUGAAAUAGUUAACACUCACAAUCUUAAGAAGGCUGCUACCUAAGUAUGGCAUUGUUUUGUUGACGGAAAAACUUGCGACUUGCGUCAGCUGGUGGUUAACAUCACUUUGAGGUUAUAAGGACGUUCGUAUCUCACACACCGGAGUACACAAUCAGGUUUACAAUCGUACAGGCCUAUAGAAGGUAGCUCCAGAAGAGAAGACACAAAGAGAGACGGAAUCUCCCGGGACAUACAAGACUGCUGGAACAAUGGUGCCAACACACAGCACGUUCCUCGCUCUUCUCCUCUGCAUCAUCGCCCAUCUCCGCACAACCUCCUCCAUGUACUACAACUGGCGCCCUCUUCGACCACAGGUCAUCAGGUCGCCAUUUCAACCUUUCAGCCAAUCAAUGAUGAACCUUAACAACAUGUGCUCAAUGCAGCGACCAAGUGAUGUUUUGCGCAUGCUCCCGGGUCGCUUCCUGUCUGACGAUGACCUGCUGAGUAUGGUUCCAGAACCGCACAUCUUAUCCCGGAGUCACAAGCCGACAUUCACCGCUCAGAGACGGCUCAUUGUGGGGUCAUUCAGUUCCAGCUCCCCCUUCAAGACGGGCAACGUCAGCUACAUCAACGACGGACUCUGUGGCUGUUGUCUGACUGAAAUUGGUUACGAGGUGAUAGAGACCGUGAACGACUUCCAGGGCAGGAACCACACCCUCAUCAACUUCAACAACAACUUCCAGUUCAUCCCAACAGGCAGAUGCUCGAAUGAGGACGCGCCAUGUGGGGGAGGGGGACGGGCACGCUGUAAGCAGGUGACCCGGGCUCACUGGAGCCUGGUGUGGACUCCGGGGGGUCGGGGCUCAGCUGGUAGCACACGAAGUACCCUCCCACUGUCAGUGUCUCAACAUUGGAACAACCGGAAGUAGUCCUCCCACCACUGGCUAGUGCAUAUCCACGUGGGUGCAGCAUACCAUACAAGGAAGACACACAUCCCACAGCGUUCCCAUAUACAGGGACCUGGCAGUCACACACCAGUCGGGUAUGAUCAGCAGAAGACACCGACAACAACCUCCCGGUAUCACCGGGUCUCAUGGAAGUUUCACUGAUCCAACUGAGGACAUCUUUACAGGAACAAGGGGACGUAAUCAUGAUUCAUUAAUUCUCAAACUUGUUGGUCCGGGCACGUAUGCUGCAAACAUAACCUUCCUGAGUAAAGGGAUGCACUGUAUAUGCGUUACUUUGUGUGUUGUGUAUAGACAAGGCUUUGGACAGUCCAUCUUAAGUCCGAUCACCAUGUGUUGUAAAUAUAGUGUACAUACUGACCGAUAAAUUGACCUAUUUAUGUACUGAACAUAGUUGUAAAUAAAUCAGAGCGUGUGAUGUCAUAUAUGUUUGUAAUAAACAUGCCUUCUGUAACA